Phyllostomus discolor (pale spear-nosed bat) is the source of this 6273-nucleotide messenger RNA. It is a transcript of the gene BTBD9, whose product is annotated as BTB domain containing 9. Lineage: Eukaryota; Metazoa; Chordata; Mammalia; Chiroptera; Phyllostomidae. The coding region runs from base 855 to 2693 and encodes 612 amino acids. The record is from RefSeq and is a predicted model, not a curated record. Gene Ontology annotation, molecular function: protein binding. Gene Ontology annotation, biological process: circadian behavior; modulation of chemical synaptic transmission; adult locomotory behavior. The transcript is spliced from 11 exons.
CUUGGUCCCCCAGUUUGCCCAGUGUCGAGCAUAAUUGACUACCCAAAAUCAGCCCGGAUCAGACUUGAGCCUGAUUUCAAAGUCAAUGCUCCUUAACUGCUCUUGCCCGACUGCCUUCUCUUACAGCAAAGCUGUACAAAGCACCUUUGCAUGCAUUCUUUCUUCCCUGCCUCACAACUCUACCACACAGACAGGAUGGGUGGGUAUUGUUAUCCCUAUUUAUAGAAUGAGGAAACUGUCCGGGGACUUCACGACUGGGUCGCUCAGCAGUCUUCCACAUUAAGCACGCUCUCGGCGCCGUUUGGCUUCACUCCGUUGAGAACCUUCCUGGACCUAACAGAAGUAGCCUGUGGGGUCCACGCCAGUCUGGAAGAGGUCAUUACUCUCCACCACAGGCAGCCUGUAAACUCGCCCCGUGAGGAAGAUGGGGACCUUCUAAUCCGCAGUGACGAGAUCAGUGACGGCAUACAGUGACGUGAGGCUACGUGACUUACCCGGAGCUAGGUGCCCGCAGAGAAGCUACAUCCUGGGGCGCCCCAGCUCCGUAGGACCCCAAGUCCCGCUGGUGGGAAAACCCCGCAAAUCCCGCCUGAGGCGACUUCUGAGGCCCUAAACCAGAUUUCGCCUGCCAGCCGCCGAUCGGUUGCUAAGUGACGCCAGUGCGCUGAAGUGCGUGCGCGGCCACGGCUGUGUGCGUGAGAGAGGACGCGCGCCGCGGCGGCGGCGGCGACGGCAGCAAUUGAAGGGGCGGUGGCUACGAGGGGGUUGCGGAGAAGCCGGAAGAGGUUUCAGAGCCCGUGGCUAGGUCGCAGAAGAACGUCCUCUCGAUCAGCAACUAUUAUCUAUUCUACAAGAUGAGUAACAGCCACCCUCUUCGCCCCUUCACUGCAGUGGGGGAAAUUGAUCAUGUGCACAUUUUGUCUGAACAUAUUGGUGCCUUGUUGAUUGGGGAAGAAUAUGGUGAUGUCACAUUUGUUGUGGAAAAGAAACGUUUUCCCGCCCACCGGGUAAUUUUAGCAGCGAGGUGCCAAUAUUUUCGAGCGUUACUGUAUGGUGGAAUGCGUGAAUCUCAGCCUGAAGCAGAAAUCCCUCUUCAAGACACCACUGCAGAAGCAUUCACAAUGCUACUUAAAUACAUCUACACUGGGCGGGCGACACUGACGGAUGAGAAGGAGGAGGUGCUGCUGGACUUUUUGAGCCUGGCUCAUAAAUAUGGAUUUCCAGAGCUGGAGGAUUCUACCUCUGAAUAUCUCUGCACCAUACUUAACAUUCAGAAUGUCUGUAUGACUUUUGAUGUUGCUAGUCUCUACUCACUUCCCAAGUUAACUUGCAUGUGCUGCAUGUUUAUGGACAGAAAUGCUCAGGAGGUACUCUCAAGUGAAGGUUUUCUCUCUCUUUCUAAGACAGCACUUUUAAACAUCGUAUUAAGAGAUUCAUUUGCAGCUCCUGAAAAAGAUAUUUUCCUAGCCUUGUUAAACUGGUGUAAGCACAAUUCAAAGGAGAAUCAUGCUGAAAUCAUGCAGGCUGUGCGUUUACCUCUGAUGAGCCUCACGGAACUUCUGAAUGUUGUGAGGCCUUCAGGACUGCUGUCUCCUGAUGCCAUUCUGGAUGCUAUUAAAGUUCGAUCAGAGAGUCGGGAUAUGGACCUCAAUUACAGAGGCAUGCUCAUACCAGAAGAAAACAUUGCAACUAUGAAGUAUGGAGCCCAGGUGGUAAAAGGAGAGCUGAAAUCUGCCUUACUAGAUGGUGAUACUCAAAAUUAUGAUUUGGACCAUGGAUUUUCGAGGCAUCCAAUUGAUGAUGACUGCCGUUCUGGCAUUGAGAUUAAGCUAGGUCAGCCGUCCAUUAUCAAUCACAUACGGAUACUGCUGUGGGAUCGAGAUAGCCGGUCUUAUUCAUACUUCAUUGAAGUGUCGAUGGAUGAACUUGAUUGGAUCAGGGUGAUUGAUCAUUCGCAAUAUCUAUGUCGUUCUUGGCAAAAGUUGUAUUUUCCAGCCCGUGUCUGCAGGUAUAUUCGAAUAGUUGGGACUCACAACACAGUGAACAAGAUUUUUCACAUUGUGGCUUUUGAAUGUAUGUUUACAAACAAAACCUUCACUCUUGAAAAGGGCCUGAUAGUUCCUACAGAGAAUGUUGCAACAAUUGCUGAUUGUGCCAGUGUGAUUGAAGGAGUCAGUCGGAGCCGAAAUGCCUUGCUAAAUGGGGACACCAAGAAUUAUGAUUGGGAUUCUGGCUACACAUGUCAUCAGCUAGGGAGUGGUGCGAUUGUGGUUCAGCUGGCACAGCCGUACAUGAUUGGGUCAAUACGGUUGUUGCUUUGGGACUGUGACGAUCGAAGCUAUAGCUACUACAUUGAGGUUUCCACCAAUCAGCAGCAAUGGACCAUGGUGGCUGACAGAACAAAAGUCUCCUGCAAGUCCUGGCAAUCAGUAACUUUCGAAAGACAGCCUGCCUCCUUCAUCCGCAUCGUUGGAACACACAAUACAGCAAAUGAGGUGUUUCACUGUGUGCACUUUGAGUGUCCAGAGCAGCAGAACAGCCAGAAAGAGGAAAACAGCGAGGAAUUGGGGGCAGGGGACACCAGCCCAGCCGGCCAGCAGCCGGAGCCCCGCGCCCUGCAGGCCCCUGGUGGCAGCUCGCUGCCUUCCAGCCCAGGCUCCAACUCUCGCUCAUCCAGCCGGCAGCACCAAUAAAGGGGGCACUGAUGUGCCGUGACUCGGUGGGCCCAGAUGGCAGCAGGAACUGGUGUCCUCCCGAGCAGGGAUCUUUGUCGCUGCCCCUCCCCCUUUCCAGACAGGAGCAGACCUGGCUGCAAACACGGACGCGGAACAGGUUUGCUCCCAAGGACAGGAAGGGGCUGCUUUGUUCUCCUCAAUUUGUUCAAAUCAGGCUGGUCUCCAGGGGGAGAAAAUGGGUCUUCAAUCUUCAUCAGUCCACCAUUAACACCCUACCUCUCUCAUCUAACCCGGGCAAGGGCACAGAGGAAGUGACAGACGGGCGUGUCGGGGUAAGAUAUGGCGAGUGACUCUGGCGUGGAGGAGAACGGGUCGGGCCUUCAGUACUUUUAGGAAAUGGGUUUCCACAUCGCCCUGGCAACCAGAUGAUUUUUUAAAUUUCUUUUUGUUACUUUCCAUUUGCUGAAUCAUGUGUGUUCCUGAUCUUUUUGAAAUGCUCAAACAGCAAAUCACUUGUUUAAUCCCUUUGACGCUGUGAUUUUCCGUCCUUGGUUUUGAACGGGGUGCAGCAAGAGCCCGUGCCCAGCUCCCGAGUGGGGCUCAGGUGCAGCUCACCGGGACACCCGGGCUGAUGGGAAAAUUUGUUUGAGGAAGUUCAAUGAAACCCACAAGGAGCAAACCCCCCUGUGGACACUGGAGCUAAUCAGCACUCGAGUGCUGGGUUAUUAACCUGCCCUUCCUGAAAUGUAUCCAGCCUUCGGGAGGUUGACAAGGAAAUCAUCAUUAUGCCACCUGCUCAUUUAAUGUUCACAAGUCUGUGUGUAUAAAUCUGCACCAACUUCCAGUUGGGCUGGACUUGUCCUCAAGUCGCCCAUUUGGCCCCGGGCAGGGAAGGCAGCUGCGGUGUCAGGGACACAGCCCCGGCCUCUGCCUGCGUGCAGGGUCCGCUGGUGGCCAUGUUUGCCCCCCCCCCCCCCCCCCCCGCAAAGUACUCGACCUGGGAUUGAAGAAAAUGCAGCUCUGAGACGCUCUGCUCCUGAUCCUCACUGAAAGGCCACCGCCUGACCGUCUCCAUCCCUGUUCUCCUUUGUAAUUCUGUCAGAUUCUGCUCAGUGUUCGGUGUUUGUGAUUCUGCAGGUCCUCCCUUGGUGGCUGGCUGUUAGCUCCACACCCUGUGACCUGCUCAGAGGGGUCAUUUCUGGUGUCAUAAGGACACGUUGAUUGUGAGGAUACAAAGAGCAAUGGGACAACUAACUUCUCUCCUCACGUAACUGAGUUCUGAGUGACGGAUGGAAUAGCAGGGUAGCCUCAAAUGCGGGACUCACCAGAAGCCAGUCUCCGGAGUGAGUGCAGGCGAGGGCAAGCCCCGGGGCUCCAGUCUCCCUGCCCUCUCACUCUCUGGUCUCCACCCACCUGCCCUUGUGUGGGAUGGACUCCUGAGGGUGCUGGGCGUUUGGAAAGGGGAGGGAGGCUCCUACAGCCAGUGGCAGUGCCACCCACUGUAGGCCACCCUCUGCCGGCAUCCAGCCCCAGGUUGCCUGUUAGCUGGAGAAUCCUGUCCGCUCAGCACUCCUUCCAGCCAUGCAUUGGCUGGGCAGGCAGGGAAGUCAGAGCAAGGGUGCCAUGCAAAUGCUUUCAAAGGGUCACCUGCUGAAGGUUCUCUAUUUAAACUCUGAAGCCCACCAUUCAGAGCAGAGCUCCAGGCUCAGAGGCCACACUGUGGACCGGGGUGUGAGGGGGGCAGGCGAUGGACCUGUCGGUUCUGCUGUGUGUGCAGCACAACUCACCGUCCUGGCCCAGGUGCCACAUACCGCCCAGCCGCUCAGCUUCUCGCCCGGAGGGGAACAGACUGUGUCAGAAGCCUCAGCGCUGGACCCACAUCAGUGCCCUUCCCACCAGGCCCCCUCCUCCCCAUCUCCUGAGAAUUUCCUCUGCAGUUUGCCCUUCCUGAUCUCUGCCCUAGGUAUGUCUUGAGAGAAGUUUGUCUCCCCCGCCCUUCCCUCCAGCACUUCAGGUGCUUGCGUUAUCGGAUAAAAGGAAGGAAGGGGAAACUGAGUCUGACAACAUGGUACAGAGAGGCGCUCUGUACCAAGGUUCCACUUCGACCUUCCCCAAAGCCACCACCAGCCUGCCUCCUGCUACCCCCCUGGCCCGUCUGGAGGCCUUGCCUUCAUGGGAGCUGCCCUGGACCCCAGGCCCCCACUGACAGAGCUCAGCAAAUCCUGUGCUGCCUCCCUGGUGGGCCUUCUGAUCUGGGGAGCAGGAGGGGCUCUUUCUGUGGAACGGCUGGGCCAGGGCUUGCUGGUUGGGACUGGAGACCCCACUCAAGCUGGUCACAGCAGACAGGCCUAGACGGAGGCCUGGGUGUUCAGGGCGUGAAGGAUGAGUGGGGAACCAUGGAAAGUCCCCAGACGACUGGCGUUCUCCAGAGCCCAGGCUGAGCCUGCGGAGGACUUCUCCCCUGCAGCCAGCUGGACCAAAAUGGCCCAAAAACGCGAAGAGACCAAGGCAGCUAACUGAGGCUGCGGGUGAUAAGAUGGGCUGGCACUCAGCUGGAAGGAUUCCCAGACGCCCUUGGAGUCCUCGGCCCAGUGGUGAGGUGUGGCUCCCUUUCCUCUGUGAGGACACGGCCUGGGUGGUGUGCGGUUUGAGGAAAGGUCAGGUGAGGCUGCACCCUCAGCGGAGAUGGGCAGGGAGGUGCUUGUGACCUCUGGCCGUUGAUUGUGAUGCUUGUCAGUCACAAACUAAAGCUACAGCUUUGUAACUGCCACCCAGAUCAAGAAACAGAUUGCUGCCAGAACUCCCGCCCUUCAUUUCACAUCACAUUUUUGUUUGCUUGCUUGUGUUUUAGGUACAAAAAGCAAACUUCAUUAGGGCUUUUGGGGAAAGCUAUCAAAAUCGCCUUCUGGCAGCUCCUUGGAGGGCCAGUUGGGGCCCACGCUGAGCGUGCUGGGCGGGGCGUGUGCGGAGUGAGGCCGGCACGGGUCCCGGAAGUCGUCCAGGCGGCCGACCUGGGACCCGCGCACUAGUAUCACACACAGCGGUCCGCGCACACACUUGUUUUCCCGUGUUAUCAGUCCUUUUACUGUUUUUGUUCUGAUUUUAAAACCAUGAACCUGUGCUCUUUAAAUUGUCACUUUUUAAAUCUUAUUUAAUGACAAAUACAUUAAAGUGUUUUAUUCCUAGAAGAAUUGGGAAAAGAAAUUAUUUUCAGCAACAGUGGGAUAUGUUUGUUAGACUGAUUCUUCGGCAAAAAAAUAAAAAGCGUUUGAAUUGUGCAAAGAAUUGCUCAGUAGUUAUGCUGUCGCCCCAAUUGUUCAACUGCCGUGCAGACGGCUCCAACCCAGCCAGCCUCACCUUUUCUUUAAUUUAGAAGAUAACAAAAUUGUAAUCGCUUAUCCUUUCCAGAGGCGCAGGGGAAAAAGAAGGUAUAAUCUGUGAUAAAAAGCAGAGCAUCCUGUGUGCCAAGCCACUUGGUGAUAAAGAGGGAUAGUUCCCCACUCAGACUUCAAUUAAGAACCUUCCUUUGGACAGAAUAGAAGGGUGUCAAAGGGUAAAAGGAAAAUUAAAUUUGUCUCCUUCCAGGAGUUUUUCUUCA